Anneissia japonica is the source of this 4015-nucleotide messenger RNA. RefSeq names its product nose resistant to fluoxetine protein 6-like. Lineage: Eukaryota; Metazoa; Echinodermata; Crinoidea; Comatulida; Comatulidae. Bases 714 to 3047 code for a protein of 777 amino acids. Gene Ontology annotation, molecular function: acyltransferase activity, transferring groups other than amino-acyl groups. The transcript has a single exon. The record is from RefSeq and is a predicted model, not a curated record.
GUAUAGCUGAAGGUUACAGUGCCCCAGACUUAACCACACGUAAAAUGCAAAAUUUUAUAUCAUAAAUAAAUUUACAGCAUGUAUUAUUCUUUUUACCAAUUCAUAAUAAAUUCAUCUGAUUUAACACUUUCAAAUGUAGUUGUCAAUUGGUUUGACUAAUAUUUCCUGGUUUCUUUAAAAGAAAUAAUAAUACAUCAUAAAUGAAUAAGAAACUAAAAUCUUCUGUCAUUCAAAAAUAUUAGCUAUCUACUAUAUUAGCUAUCUACUAUAAUAAUGUUCAAUUUAUUUUCCCUUUUACUCUUUUAUGCAGUUUUCUUUAUAUCUUCUAACAUGCAAUUUUACACUUUGCUAUUUUUGUUCGAUGUGAUUUGUGAGGUUAACUUGUUGGAUAGAUGUGCUUGCAUCCCUUCUUUUUCGCUACUUUUUAUAUCUAAUUGUUUAUGUCAUUAUUUUUUUCAUUGUCAAUAAAUAAAUCUCUAUUAUAUAGCUAACCUGUCUAAAUAUUGGCAAACAUGUGCUAGUUAUUCACUGCAGAUAAAUGAGAACAAUCUGAUUGGAUAAAGCGUCAUGCAUGGCUGAACUCCAAUAUCCCUGAAGUGAUUUCAGUUAUUUCAGGCUAGUGAGGCAAUCAUUUCAGGUUUGUUCACAUACGCAGUGAAUUUAAGUGAAAAAAAACUAUCACAUACAGAGAAUUGUGCUUAACAAAUCCAGUCAUGUGGACACCUACAAAUAAGAUGAUGAUAGUGACUACUGCAUUGAUAAUGGCUGUGAUCUGUUGUUGCCACUCACAAAUUCAAGUCAUCAGAACUGAGAAUGAAGCAAUGAACUUCAUUGCCAAGCAAAGGUAUAUGAACAAAGACUAUGCUAAAGCAGACAAAUUACAAGCUGUUGUACACAAUUUGGUUUUACAAACUCUGCUGUAUUCAACAGAGCAGCUUGUACCAGAAACUUCUGAUUUGAAAGAUGAAGUCUAUGUCACAAAUGAAACACCAACAACUGGGAAAUCUGAAACAACAAGAGUAAAUAAGACUGCAGAACCCACAACUACAGUGACAAAUGUAACAAUAGAGACUACAAUGAUGACAGUGACAAAUACAACGAUGGAAGCUACAACAAUGAUAGUAACUGAAAUAACAGAGGAACCAGAAAGUCAGUGUCUCAUGGACCUGGAAACUUUUCAAUCGGACAUUUUAAGGGCAGAACAUUAUGCUCUGAUGAUGUUGGAUUCAUAUGGUAAGCUCCCACCUGGUAUUAUGCAAGGCCACAAAUUGUGGCUUGGACUUUAUGAUCAAUGUGUAAACCAGUCUAGGAAAAUUGAUGAUGGCCGGCAAAAUUUCAACGCAGGGUACUGUUUAGCUUCUAUUACAGAAAAGAAUCAACCUCUUGUUAGUGUGGGAGUAUGUGUUCCAGACAGUUGCAAGAGCACUGACUUGGCAGAACUUAUAGGAAGUGAUUCUGUCAAGAAUAUUUUUUCGAUCUCUUAUUUAUGCAGCAAGACACCAGACUACACACCUGCUGCCAUUGCAUGUCUUACAUUCCUCUCUUUCCUCACACUCUUCAUAGCGGUAGGAACCAUGUAUGACAUCUUGAGAAGGUACGAAGUGCUGGGAGGUCGACGAGAUGGAUUUGAGGUGCUGGCAGAGGAUCACAGGGGUGAUCAUACCAUCAAUCGCCCUUCUUCUGACAAGAAUGUAAAGAACAUCAAACCAGAGCAUGAAGAAUUCAUUGUGAAGUUUCUUUUGUGUUUCUCCUUGUUGAUCAAUGGUAGUAAGAUUCUGAAGGCCAAACAAGGGGAAGGAAGUUUAGGAGCACUUAAUGGUAUUAGAGUCCUUAGCUUAUGGUGGGUAAUACUGGGUCACACUUAUAUUUUCCCAGAAAGAUUAUUCAGUAAUCCAACUAUAAUUGUUGAUAUUCUUUCACGAUUCACAUUCCAGGCUAUUGGUAACGCUACCUUUUCUGUUGAUUCCUUUUUCUUUCUCAGUGGCUUACUGGUAACUUACUUAACUUUAAAAUAUUUGCGGAACAAUAAUGGUAAGCUCAACUGGGUAAUGUUUUAUGUCCAUAGAUACCUCAGACUGACUCCUGUUUAUAUGCUUGUUAUUUUCAUCUAUGCAACUUUAACACCAUACUUUUCAACUGGACCAUUUUAUUCAAUUGUUUUUGAUCCAAAUCCUGCACCUGGUAUAAAUAGUCAAACAACAUUAUGCCAAGAUUACUGGUGGACAAAUUUACUCUACAUUAACAAUCUCUACCCCUCAAAUAGUGAUGGAGAAUGUUUUGGAUGGGGUUGGUAUCUUGCAAAUGAUAUGCAAUUUUUCAUUAUCAGUCCCUUUGUAAUUUAUCUUCUCUAUCACUACUUCUUUGCAGGGGUGGUAGCUUGGGGAGUUCUCCUUAUAACAUCAUUUGGGAGUCUGAUUGGCCUUUCCAUCAAAUAUCAUAUUACUGCAAAUCCUUUAUCAGUGAUUCUAGGCCAAACCAAUAUUGGUGCUGAUAAAAUAUAUGUCCAACCAUGGGCUCGUAUUCCCCCGUACCUUGUCGGUAUGGCUGUGGGAUACAUCUUGUACAAAUAUUUGGGACGGGUUCGUAUGCGACAUCAUAUAACCAUAAUGGGAUGGAUGGCAGCAACAGGCACUGGUCUUGCAGUUGUUUAUGGUCUCUAUGGCAGUUAUAAUGGAAAGCUAUUGAGUGAUGGAGCAUCUGUUGUGUACAUCACCCUCUCAAGAUUUUCAUGGGCUGUAGCUCUUGCAUGGGUAGCAUUUGCGUGUGCCACUGGGUAUGGUGGGCCAGUGAAUUCUUUACUUUCCUGGUCAGUAUGGAUACCACUUGCCCGUAUCAGUUACUGCGCUUAUCUUCUUCAUCCCAUUAUCAUGUUUGUCUUCUAUUAUUCCUUACCUACAUUGAUCUAUUUUUCUGAUUUCUUGUUGAUAUAUUUUUUCCUAGGUCAUGUAGUACUUUCUUACGCAGCUGCAUUUGUCUUGUCUGUAUGUAGCGAAGCACCAUUUAUGGCACUGGAAAAAUUACUUUUAAAUCGGGAAAAAAGUGUUUAGAACUGUAGAUCUUUAUUCUUUACCACCCUCCUUUUUAUAAACGUUUGGUAAUGAUUUUAUUUGUUGAAAAUAAUGUGACAUCUAAUAAUAAGAUUUAUAAAGCGUGCAUAUCCACUGCAGCAGUGCUCAAGGCGCUACUAAUAAUAAUAUGUAGUUGAUAUGGCACUCAUGGGAAUGGCUGAUAAUUUUACAAUCUCUAAUUGUGCAGGUAAAUGUAGACCCUGGUAGUUACUAGACAGACACUACAUAAAACUAAAGCCCAAGAUGUAUGAAGGGUGUCCUUAGCACUAGCAACAUUUUUCAAUCCUCAAAAGUUACCAAAACAUAAUACCUUCAUGGGGCUACAGUAUGUACAGCAAAAUUUCAGUUGUUAAGAAAAAUCUGAUUUUUAUAUAUAUGUUAUAAAGAUUUAUAAAUAUAUUAUGGAAUUGCUGGUUUAACUGAAUUCAUACAUUCCUAAACAUGAAAAAAAUGUAAAAUAAGACAGAAAUUUGAUUUUUUUGUGUUCCACACAAAAAAUAAAUGCGGAUAAAUUGUUUAUGUUCGAUUUUGCGAUAGGUCUGCGAAGAAAUAUAGUAGCGCCGGAAACAUUCCCUAUCCAACACUGAUAGGGUAGGUCUAGCCUUACCUCGAUUUAGGUUCUGUUAUCACACAUAAAAACGGCCGACAUGAUAUUUUUUGUUGCUAAUGACACUUGUGAAAUAUAAUAUUUCAUAGGAAUUAUUUCAAAUCUGUUAAAAAAAUUAUUAUGACUGAGAUUUUGACAAUUAAACAAACAUAUCUCAGGCCUACUCGAUCAACCGCAGUGUUCGAGAUGCGAAGUACGAAAACUAAUUUCAUUGGAGAGGGCGCACUUUAAUGACUGUAAAAGUAUACAUAAAAGGGAGAGCAUUCCAGCGGAUGCGAUCUACAACCUCUGAAUUUGCCUAGUAAUGAAGAAUUCAUCGAGAAAAUGGUAAUCUCCUAUG